Messenger RNA from Daucus carota subsp. sativus, 2962 nucleotides. RefSeq names its product pentatricopeptide repeat-containing protein At4g28010. The record is from RefSeq and is a predicted model, not a curated record. NCBI's taxonomy places the organism in Eukaryota, Viridiplantae, Streptophyta, Magnoliopsida, Apiales, Apiaceae. Bases 174 to 2357 code for a protein of 727 amino acids. The transcript has a single exon. Gene Ontology annotation, molecular function: protein binding.
UGGGACAGAGGCAGUAAUGACAUUCAGGGCACGAAUACGCAUCGUUAGCUCAAGGGAUUUUAUCAAGCAGUUUGUGUGCAAGCUUAUGAACAAGGUAAAGACUCUGGUCUUAAGCUCUCAUCUUACAAUCCGGCAGCUUAUAUCUACUUACUAUACACACAGUUUAUAUCACGAUGAUUAAGCACUGUCUGAAUCCUCAGUUUCAUUUGUUUAUCCCAUCUCUCAGACUUGUUAGUCCCUUAGAAAAACUGUUUUCAACCAAUGUUGAUUACAAUGUUGCUGAUGAUAAUAUAGGUAGAGUAGAUUUUAAAUUGAGAGGAUUCUGUGAAGGCUCAAGAUUAGUUGAUGCUUUUUCAUUUUUUCACCAUGUUGUUGAGUUAGGUUUAGUCCCUUCUGGGGAUACUUGUAAUUUCCUGGUUCAAGCUCUUUCUAGGAGUAAUGAGUACAAUAUGGCUUACAGAGUAUUUACGAGGAUGACCCAUGUUGGAGUUUUGCCGAAUUUUCUUUCAUUAGGUGCUAUGAUUGAGUUUUAUGUACAAGAAGGUAAACCGGAAUUGGCGGUUGGGAUUGUGGGUUUGAUAUUGAAACGCAAUUACGUAAUGAAUGGUUAUCUUGCUAAUGUUAUAUUGAAGGGAUUUUGUCGAAAUGAUGCUGUGAAGGCAAGAGAGUUUUUUGAUGAUUUUAGUAAGGAUUUUGGGUGUUUAGAUAUGGUUGGUUAUAAUACUCUUAUUAAGGGACUAUGUAAGGCUAAAAAGUUGAAAGAAGCUUUUGAAUUGAAGGCGGAGAUGGAGUUGCAAAAAUUAAAACCGGGAUUGGUAACGUACACUACAUUGAUUAAGGGUUUGUGUAAAGAGGGUAGGAUGGAUGAAGUGACGGAGCUCUUGGAUGAAAUGAAGGUAAGAGGAUUGGCUGCGGACAGUAUUCUGUAUGAUGAGGUGAUUUGCGGUCACUGUCAUAAAGGAAAUAUUGAGAGGGGUAAGGAGAUUUUAAAUGAAAUGGUAAGUGAAGGUUGUUCUCCAAAUGUGAAUAUGUAUAAUAAUUUGAUUCAUGGACUUGGUAUGAUGGGCAAGUUGAAAGAAGUUUCUGCGAUGGUAACUAUUAUGAUGGAACAUGGGAUUCGUCCAAAUGUUAGGACUUACACAACUCUGAUUAAUGGGCUAUGUAAAGAUGGGAAGGUGACAGAGGCUAGAAAGAUACUUGAUUUGAUGGUAGAAAAGGGUGUAAAACCUAGUAAUAUGACAUACAAUGUCUUGAUUAAUGGACUCUGCAAACAUGGAUCAGUACUCAAUGCUUUGAAACUUUUGGAAUUUAUGGUGGAAAAAGGGAGCAAGCCUGAUGUAGUUACCUACAAUACCCUAGUGAAGGGACUUUGUGAAGACGGGAGGGUUAAUGAUGCUUUGACACUUUUCAAUUGGAUGCUGGAAGACAGGAACAAUGUUAAUCCAGAUGUUAUCACGUAUAAUCUUCUAAUCCAACGGCUCUGCAGGGAAGACCGUCUUGUUGAAGCUGCAAAUAUUUAUAACAAGAUGGUUGAAUGUAAGAUUUGUGGUAAUAUAGUCACCUAUAACGUGCUCAUUGGAGCUUAUUUGAUAGCAGGGAAUGUUCAAAAGGCUAUGGGACUUUGGAAACAAAUGCUUCAUUUGAAGUUAAUUCCAAACUCAUAUACAUAUAGUCUUAUGAUAAAUGGAUUUUGCAAACUGAACCUGGUCAAUAUUGCAAAAGGUAUCUUCAGUCGAAUGAGAUCACUUGGGCCAAAUCCUAAUGUGUACGACUACAAUACAAUAGUGGCAACCUUGUGCUCGGAGGGUAGUAUAGUGCAGGCGAAAAAAUUAUUUCAAGAGAUGAAAAUUUCAAAAUGCGAUCCUGAUGUCACCACCUUUAAUACUAUUAUUGAUGCAAGCUUUGUGGCUAGGGAUAUCCAGUUUGCUGAACAGCUACUCGUGGACAUGCAUCAGAGGAAAAUAGCUCCAGAUGCUUUGAGUUUCUCUAUAUUGAUCAAUAGACUUUCAAAAUUAGGACGAUUGGAGGAGGCCAAAGGCAUUUUUGAUAGGAUGGUUGCUUCUGGCUUCACCCCUGACAACUGUGUAUAUGAUUCUUUGUUAAAAGGCCUGGGUGAAGAGGGAAAAACGGAAGAGAUUGUUAAUUUACUUCGCCAGAUGGCAGAUAAGGGUAUGGUACUUGAUAAGGAAAUAGUGACUACUAUUUUGACUUAUCUCUCUCAUAUCUCUGCCGAUUCUGAUGUAAUAAACCUCUUACCAAGUUUCCCGAAAGAAACUCCAAAAGGAUCAAGCUUCUCAUGUCGUGAAUUGUUAAUGAAACUCAAAUUAGAUCCUCGGUUGCAAUCACAAGGGCCUUGAUUUUAUUUAUUACAGAAGCCGUAUAUUUUUUCCCGCAAGUCCUACACACUGUAUUCGCGUCAUAAAUGUAAUUGUAUGGGCAGUAUGGAUUUGUUUGGGAAUAGCCAGCUAUAUAACUUGUGACAUGUGUGGUCAGUCGUUUAUUUGAAGAUAUGGGAGUUGGUUACAGUAAUUUGCAGCGGAACAAGUUUGAAUGUACUGCAUAGGAGGCAAAGGCCAAAGCAAGCAAGACAUUGUCACGCGACAUUAGUUGCAGCAGAGUGAAGUUUGAACUUGGAAGAAGAAGCAAUGAAAAGCUAUGAGGAAACUGCAACAGGCAUAAAAGCAAUGAAGCUACAAAGGCAAGACAAAUAGUACAGAAGCUGAGAAGCAUAAAGAUAAUGUGUGCUAACAGUUGCUCCAUUUACAAUGGGAGUUUAAGUACUGGCUGGCGUAUUCCAUGUUUUUGGUGUGUCACUUGGUUCUUGUUUGUCACUAGUACACUAAUAAUGUACUGGUGCAUUUGUUUGUGAUGCUAUAUGUGCACAUGGACUGAAUGCUAAUGGUUCCUCUUACUUAUCCUGGAAAAGUUAUUAUCACUUACUGGUAUUUUACUUUUGACUUUA